UUUGUAGAUGGAGCAAUGUUCUCCUUUUCUGGGAUAGUAACAGCUCAGGCUAAAGGUUAAUCAGAUAAUAGUUAUGGCUAACCUGCCAACUGUGCUUGGAAAGGAGAAGAAAGAAAAAGUGAACUGAGAGCUACACAGCUUUCUGUCGAAUAAUUUCCUGGGUGUAAAAAUAAGGCUGAGUCCAUGACUGAUCCUGUGGACUACUGGCAGAGUGAAGCUACACCCUCUUCAUUAAUGCGGUAGCAACUUGGUGGCUGAGUGUUUACCUGAAUUAACUGAUUUACCAGCUGGUUGAGAGGGUGAUUUAAGUAAAGUGUCCAGUCUGCCUGAAGAUGAUGCAGCCUACUGAGAUGGAAAGGAGCGGCGGAGGUUCCAGAGCAGAAGAAAGGACGUCUGUUGUGAUUCCACAUAACAGUGUCAGUGUCCAUGGGAUCUCUUACACAGUCAGAGAACGUGUUGGACUUUGGUGGGAUAUCCCAUCAUAUCAUAAAAAAUACACACGGCAGAUCCUCAAAGAUGUCUCAUUUCACAUAGAGAGUGGCCAGAUCAUGGCAAUUUUGGGAAAUUCUGGCUCUGGAAAAACAACUCUGCUGGAUGCAAUAUCAGGAAGACUGAGACAAAAAGGAAAUUUCUUUGGUGAAGUGUACAUGAAUGGGCAAGAGCUGAAGAAAGAACAAUUUCAGGACUGCUUCUCAUAUGUUCAACAGAAUGAUACUUUGUUAGGUUAUCUCACCAUACAAGAAUCUUUGACUUACACGGCUUUACUCGCACUUCAGAAGCACUCCAACGACUUCAUUAAAAGGAAGGUAGAUGCUGUUAUGGCUGAGCUGAGCCUCAGCCAUGUUGCUACUAAUGUCAUUGGAAGCCGUAUUUUUAGGGGAAUUUCUGGUGGUGAGAGGCGUCGCGUUUCAAUUGCAGCCCAGCUAUUACAAGAUCCUAAGGUCAUGUUACUCGAUGAACCAACUACGGGACUGGACUGCAUGACUGCAAAUCAGAUUGUCUUGUUGCUUUCGGAACUUGCACGCAAAGACAGAAUUGUGAUUAUUACAAUUCAUCAACCACGGUCAGAACUUUUCAGGUUAUUUGACAAAAUCGCCAUCAUGAGUUUUGGAGAAUUGGUUUUCUGUGGGGACCCUCCAGAAAUGAUCACAUUUUUUAGUGAUUGCAACUACGCCUGCCCUGAACAAUCAAAUCCUUUUGACUUUUAUGUGGAUCUGACAUCUGUGGACACUCAAAGCAAAGAACGUGAACUGGAAACCUACAGAAGAGUUCACAUAAUUACAUCUGCCUAUAAAAAUUCAGAGAUCUUUCGCAAGACUUUGGAGGUCAUUGAAAGAACAAAACGCAUGAAAGACCUGCCAGCAAUACCAUUCAAAAGCAAAGACUCACCCAGUGCAGUCUCCAAACUAUGGAUUCUCUUACAGAGGACAACAAGAAACUUCUCUAGAGAUAAGACUGGCAUCAUCAUGCGUCUUUCUCAGAAUCUGUUGUUUGGCCUGUUUUUAGCAAUUUUCCUUCUCAGACUGAAGAAUGAUCUUCUACAAGGAGCACUGCAAGAUCGCGUGGGGCUCAUUUACCAGUGUGUGAGUGCUCCACCUUACACAGGAAUGCUCAAUGCUGUUGCCCUGUUUCCUCCAUUACGUGCUGUCAGUGACCAUGAAAGCAAAGAUGGCUUAUAUCAGAAGUGGCAAAUAUUGUUAGCAUACAUAUUACAUUUCCUUCCCUUCAGUAUCAUCAGUGUGGCGAUUUUCAGCACCUUUAUAUACUGGACUGUAGGAAUGAACCCUGAUGUUUCCAGAUUUGGAUGUUUCUUUGCUGUUGUGUUAGUGCCUCAUAUAAUUGGCGAGCUACUAACACUUGUUUUGCUUGGUGUGGUUCAAAACCCAAAUGUAGUCAACAGUGGAGUGAUGCUACUUAACGUAGCAGGAGUGCUAGUUGGAAGUGGGCUUGUAAGGCGCACAGAAGACAUGCCUACACCUUUUAAAGUUCUAAGUUACCUUACAUUCCAAAAAUACAGCAGUGAGGUUCUUGCAGUCAAUGAAUUUUAUGGAUUAAACUUCACAUGUGGUGGCCCCAAUGUUUCUCCUGGAGUUGGUGCAUCAUGUGUUUUCCCUCAGGGCAUUCAAUUCAUUGAGACAACCUUUCCUGAUGCAAUGUCCAGGUUCACAACAGACUUCUUAAUGCUAUAUGCUUUCCUACCCGCACUUGUCAUUCUAGCAAUUGUGAGUUUUAAAAUAAGAGAUAUAAUUAUUGUCAGGCAAUAAAAAUGUUAGGAAUUCUAAACUGGCUGUACAGUACUAUAUACCAAACCUUGCAGUAUUUGAGAACAUUAUUUGGGCAAAGUAGUAUCCAUCAUUUUGUUGUCUUUCUAAAUUAUAGUAAGUGAGGAGUGAAUUACAUUCACACUAUUCAUAUCUUUUUCCUUUCAGUUAACAGUUUUUACUCAUGUUGGAAACAACAUGUUAAAUACUAUGAACAAAACAGUAAACACUUAAAACUAAAAAUUUUAUAUUAUUUUUUUAAUUCACAAAAAUGUUUUAACAUAUUUGUAAGUGCACUUAAUAAAGAGGUGCAGACACGGGAACAAAUGGAAUUUGCUUUGUUAGGGAUUAUUCUUGCAAGCUUGAUGACCAAAGGGCACAGCAAUAUUUCCUCUAACAGCUGCACCUCACCUUCCCCCCCCCCCAAUAAAUAAUGUUAAAAUAUCAAAGCA
Molecule: messenger RNA, 2713 nt
Organism: Chrysemys picta bellii (western painted turtle)
Lineage: Eukaryota; Metazoa; Chordata; Testudines; Emydidae
Gene: ABCG5
Product: ATP binding cassette subfamily G member 5
Biological process (GO): cholesterol efflux; transmembrane transport; cholesterol homeostasis
Cellular component (GO): ATP-binding cassette (ABC) transporter complex; plasma membrane; apical plasma membrane
Molecular function (GO): ATP hydrolysis activity; ABC-type transporter activity; ATP binding
Source: RefSeq, a predicted model, not a curated record